AUGGGUAUCAAGCCCGCUGGCGUGCCGGGCAAGACCUGGCCGGCCAUUGCAAUUGGCUUCUUCGUCGCAUUCGGAGGUCUGCUGUUCGGAUAUGAUACCGGCACCAUCAAUGGCAUCCUUGAGAUGUCCUAUUGGCAACGCCUCUUUAGCACCGGCUACAUAAACACGGCUGGAAACCCCGACGUCUCCCCCUCCCAGCAGUCCGCCAUCGUCUCUAUCCUCUCUGCCGGCACCUUCUUCGGCGCCCUGGCGUCCCCUCUCCUGGCCGACUCCAUCGGACGUCGUUGGGGCCUUGCUGCUUCUUGCUGGGUCUUCAACCUCGGUGUUGUUCUCCAGACCAUUGCGACUGAUAUCCCCAUCUUCCUGGCCGGCCGCUUUUUCGCCGGCUUCGGCGUCGGCUUGAUCUCUGCAUUGGUCCCUCUCUACCAAUCCGAGACUGCCCCCAAAUGGAUCCGUGGUGCCAUUGUUGGUGCCUACCAGUGGGCCAUCACCAUCGGUCUGCUUCUGGCCUCCAUUGUCAACAACGCCACUCACGACCGCCAGGACACCGGCUCCUACCGCAUUCCCAUCGCCGUCCAGUUCGCCUGGUCCAUCAUCCUCUUCACCGGCAUGCUUAUCCUGCCCGAGACCCCCCGCUUCCUCAUCAAACGCGGCCGCGUUGACGCCGCCACCAAGGCCCUGGCGAAGCUCCGUCGCCUGCCCGAGAGCGACCCGUACGUCGCCGAGGAGAUUGCCGAGAUCAAGGCCAACCACGACUUUGAGACGAGCAUCGGCCAAGCCAGCUAUCUCGACUGCUUCAGGCCCCCCGUUCUCAAGCGUCAGUUUACUGGUAUGGCUCUGCAGGCACUGCAACAGCUCACUGGAAUCAACUUCAUCUUCUAUUAUGGAACCCAGUACUUCAAGAACUCGGGCUUCUCCAACGCCUUCGUCAUCGGCAUGAUCACGUCCUCCAUCAACGUCGUCUCGACCAUCCCGGGCAUGUACGCCGUCGACCGCUGGGGUCGCCGCCCUCUGCUCCUGUGGGGUGCCAUUGGCAUGUGCGUCUCGCAGUUCCUUGUAGCCAUGCUGGGAACCUUGACCACCGGGCAGGAUUCCGCCGGUAACGUCAUUGUCCACAACCUGCCUGCCCAGAAGGCCGCCAUCGCUUUUGUCUGCAUCUACAUCUUCUUCUUCGCGUCCACCUGGGGCCCCCUCGCGUGGGUUGUCAACGGUGAGAUCUUUGGGCUCAAGACGCGUGCCAAGUCGCUGUCUCUGUCGACCGCCACCAACUGGCUUCUCAACUGGGCCAUCGCCUACGCCACCCCCUACCUGGUCAACUACGGCGACGGCUACGCCAACCUGCAAUCCAAGAUCUUCUUCAUCUGGUUCGCGUGCUGCUUCCUCUGCAUCGCCUUUGUGUACUUCUUCAUCUACGAGACCAAGGGCCUGACCCUCGAGGAGGUCGAGGAGCUGUACGCCGAGGUCAGCAUCGCCAGCAAGUCGGUCAACUGGAGGCCUGCCACGACCUUCCGCGAGCGCCAGGCCGCCGAGGUCGACAAGGUCGUGCCGCACAGCGAUGGCGACACCACUCACCACGAGAAGACCGUCACUGCCUAG
Messenger RNA from Colletotrichum spaethianum, 1596 nucleotides. Its product is annotated as major facilitator-type transporter ecdD. Gene Ontology annotation, cellular component: membrane. The transcript has 4 exons. Gene Ontology annotation, biological process: transmembrane transport; carbohydrate transport. The record is from RefSeq and is a predicted model, not a curated record. NCBI's taxonomy places the organism in Eukaryota, Fungi, Ascomycota, Sordariomycetes, Glomerellales, Glomerellaceae. The coding region runs from base 1 to 1596 and encodes 531 amino acids. Gene Ontology annotation, molecular function: carbohydrate:proton symporter activity.